Molecule: messenger RNA, 1047 nt
Organism: Adineta steineri
Lineage: Eukaryota; Metazoa; Rotifera; Eurotatoria; Adinetida; Adinetidae
Source: the annotation of a GenBank genome assembly
AUGACAAACAAUAAUACAAUUCGUGAACUUAAACUUCAUAGUCCAGCUGGUGUUGAACCAGCUGUGUUUACUUGGCCAAAUAUUGAACGACAAAAAACAAAACAAGAUGCUAUAUUUAUUGCUGGCGAUGAAAUUGUUCGAACAAUUCGUUUAGUUUUCGAAGAUUAUCCAGAAUUAUAUCAACAAAAUGUCAAUCUUGAUCAAUGUGAUAUUCAUUCAUAUAAUAAAAUGAAAGAAUUAUGUGAUAAAUUUAAUAAAAUUAUUGAUACACAUGUUAAAUUAAAUCGUGGUACAGAAACUUUUUCUGCUCGACUUGAACAACGUGCUACAGCUAAAUUAUUUCGUCAUAUUCUUGCUCAAGUCUAUAGCCGAGCUGUAACUAAUCCAGAUAAAUUACGUGAUUAUGAACCAUUUUCUCCAUCAGUCUAUGGCGAGACAUCACCUGAUUUAAUCGAUUCAAUACUUAAAUUAAUUAAUUUAACUGAAGAUCAAACAUUUAUUGAUCUUGGUUCAGGUGUUGGAAAUGUUGUUUUACAUGUUGCUGCUUUAUCUAAUUGUAAACAUGUCUAUGGUAUUGAACAUGAAGAAACUCCAGCAACAUAUGCAUGUGCUAUGGGAGAUGAAUUUCGUUUUUGGAUGCGUUGGUAUGGAAAACAUCAUUCAGAAUUUCAAUUAGAACAAGGAGAUUUUUUAUCACAUCCAAAAAUGGAUGAAAGAAUCAAAGAAGCUGAUGUGAUUUUUGCUAAUAAUUAUGUAUUUGGUUCAACAGUUAAUCAUGAAUUAAAAGUUAAAUUUAUGAAUAUGAAAGAUGGAGCAAAGAUCAUUUCAUCAAGAGAAUUUUGUUCCGAAAGCUUUCGUCUUAAUGAUAGAACAAAAAAUGAUUUAGGUGCUGUUAUGCAUGUGACAAAACCUGAAGAAUGUUUUGGUAAAGUCAGUUGGUCAGAUAAAUCUGUUCAAUAUUAUCUUCAUGUUAUUGAUCACAGUAAAUUAGCACAUUAUUAUGAAAAAGUACAUCAACUUCAUACAAAAGGAUCAAAGACAAAGUAA